ACAGUUACAUGAAAAUGUACAGAAAAAACUAUAUAAACCCCCUCAAAGCCCCUCCGUUCCAAACAUCUCUCGUCACUUCCACAACAAUGGAGAAGUCCAUUCCCCCUGUGUUUCUUCUUCUUUUGUCGUUUGUUGUCUCUUCUUCUGCAGCCAUAUUGGGAGAUGUUCCUCUGAACUACACUCAUGUCUGCGACCCUGUCAGAUUCACGAACAUCGGAUUAGACAUGUCGGAGUACACUUACUGCGACAAGUCUCUUCCUUUCGACGUGAGGGCCAAAGACCUCGUGGCUCGGAUGAAACUCUCUGAAAAGGUCGAGCAGAUGGGUGAUAAAACCACCGGCGUGAUGAGGAUCGGUCUCCCGGCCUACGAGUGGUGGUCUGAGGCUCUUCACGGCGUCUCUGACGUCGGUGGCGGCUCCACGUUCGGUGGCCCUGUCCCCGGUGCCACCAGCUUCCCCCUCGUCAUCAACUCUGCCGCCACUUUCAACCGCUCUCUCUGGAGGAAGAUCGGAGAAGUAAGUUCGAGUUUUUUUUCGCCCGAGAAAACGCUUCAAGUUUCGAUACAGAUUCUGAUCAGUAAUGUUCUGAAAACGUUGUUGUCUUUUUUUUUUCUCGGUUUUUGGCAGACGAUCUCGAACGAAGCCAGGGCAAUGCACAAUCUGGGACAAGGCGGGUUAACGUUCUGGAGCCCGAACAUCAAUGUCGUGAGGGAUCCGAGAUGGGGAAGAACCUUGGAGACGCCCGGAGAAGAUCCUUACGUUGUCGGGAGUUACGCCGUUAACUUUGUCAGAGGGCUACAAGACAUUGAAGGAACUCUAAACACUACAGAUCCAAAUUUCAGACCGUUGAAAGUCUCUGCUUGUUGCAAGCAUUACACGGCUUAUGAUGUCGAUAAGUGGCUCGGUGUUGACAGAUACAGUUUCGACGCAAGGGUGACAGAGCAAGACAUGAUGGAGACGUUUCAGCCGCCAUUUGAGAUGUGCGUGAAGGAAGGAGAUGCGAGCAGUGUGAUGUGUUCUUACAACCGCGUCAAUGGCAUUCCCACUUGUUCCGACCACAGGCUCUUGAAGCAAACCAUCAGAGAUGACUGGAACUUGCAUGGUUACAUCGUUUCCGACUGCGACUCCAUUGAUGUCAUCGUCAAAGCUCACAAAUGGCUCGAUGACACGUACGAGGACGCCGCGGCACAAUCCCUGUUAGCAGGUCUUGAUCUGGACUGUGGAGGUUCAUACAGGAAAGCCUUAGCAGGAGCAGUCUACCAAGGUCAGAUCAGUGAGUCCAAGAUCGACGAGUCACUAACGAACCUAUACAUCGUACUGAUGAGGCUCGGCUUCUUCGAUGGUCGACCCGAGUUCGCGUCCCUGACCAAACCCGACAUCUGCUCACGAGCCGCCAUCGAGCUGGCCGAGGAAGUCGCCAAAGAAGGGAUCGUGCUCUUGAAGAACCACAACGACACGUUGCCACUGAGCUCAAGCCAGUACAAGAAACUAGCUGUGGUCGGACCGCAUGCUAACGCCACCGAGGCGAUGAUCGGAAACUAUGCCGGCGUCCCGUGCCGGUACAUAUCGCCUAUCCAGGGCUUCUCCUCUUACGCCGAGGUGACCUACGCGACCGGUUGCGGCGAUGUACUCUGUAAGAACGCCACGAUGGUUUUUCCGGCGGUUCAGGCCGCGGGGAAAGCGGACGCCACGGUGAUCGUUGCUGGGCUUGACUUGACCGUGGAGGCUGAGGAUUUAGACAGGAUCGAUCUUAACCUACCUGGGUAUCAGGAAGACCUCAUCACUCAGAUCGCCGAAUCGGCGACAACUCCGGUGAUUCUUGUGAUCAUGUCCGCCGGAGGAGUCGACAUUACGUUCGCCAAGGACCAUCCCAAGAUCAAAGCCAUUCUCUGGGCCGGUUACCCUGGUCAAGAAGGCGGCCGCGCCAUUGCUGACGUCAUCUAUGGAAAAUACAACCCGGGUGGGAGAUUGCCACUGACAUGGCACAAAGCCAACUACGUGAACCAGCUUCCCAUGACGUCUCUGAAACUCCGUCCCGUCGACGAAUUCGGGUACCCUGGCCGGACGUACAAGUUCUUCAACGGCACGACGGUGUACCCAUUCGCGUACGGACUGAGUUACACCGAGUUCAAGUACCAGACAUCUCGCUCCGACCAGAUCAUCCCGGUCAACAUCAAGAUCGCCAAGAACCAGCACUGCCGCCACGUGAACUACACCGACCCAGAGGUCGAGCCCAGCACCAUCUGCCCGUCGGUCGUGGUGGAGGACCUGGCGUGCGAGGAGACGGUGGCGGUCCGAGUGGGGGUGCAAAACGUGGGGAAGAGAGACGGAGGAGAGGUGGUGAUGGUGUACUCGAAGCCGCCGGCGGGGAUCAGAGGGGCCCACACGAAGCAGGUGGUGGGGUUCGAGAGGGUGUUCGUGGGGGAAGGGAAGACGGAGAACGUGAGAUUCGAGCUGAACGUUUGCAAGAGCUUCGCCAUUGUCGACGCGGUAGGGUACAAGGUGUUGCCGUCGGGAGUUCACGGCGUUAUGGUCGGAGACGGAGACAGAACUGUGAAUUUUCAGGUUAAGAUCAAUUAUCAUCACUGACCCGAAUCUUUAGGUAAAGAGUUUCAUCACUCUUGUGUAAUC
Molecule: messenger RNA, 2630 nt
Organism: Tarenaya hassleriana
Lineage: Eukaryota; Viridiplantae; Streptophyta; Magnoliopsida; Brassicales; Cleomaceae
Product: probable beta-D-xylosidase 5
Exons: 4
Coding region: 9-2588 (859 amino acids)
Biological process (GO): xylan catabolic process; arabinan catabolic process
Cellular component (GO): plant-type cell wall
Molecular function (GO): xylan 1,4-beta-xylosidase activity; alpha-L-arabinofuranosidase activity
Source: RefSeq, a predicted model, not a curated record